Messenger RNA from Lepus europaeus (European hare), 2321 nucleotides. RefSeq names its product ELMO domain containing 3 (gene ELMOD3). The record is from RefSeq and is a predicted model, not a curated record. Bases 479 to 1627 code for a protein of 382 amino acids. The transcript is spliced from 13 exons. NCBI's taxonomy places the organism in Eukaryota, Metazoa, Chordata, Mammalia, Lagomorpha, Leporidae.
CCUCGCGGCCAAGGGAGGCCGCGCUGCGGGCGCUGUGCGCCUGCGCGGGUGAGGCCCAACACGGGGAUGCGAGACCCCCGCCGGGAAAGCUCUGGUACAGACAGCAACUGCCCCUAUUGAAGCUCUCAGCAGUGUGCCAGCCAAGUGUGUAAAACUGCUCGCGCUUCUGUGCCGCUGGCUUCCUUCCACACACAGCGACAGACGAGCCUUCCUGAGAUGAGACUGCUGGUGCCGGCCCUGCCUGUCGCUUUGCCAAGAGCUAAGGCUUCACAGACCUCAGGGACUUCCUUCAGUACUCCCAGAAGCCUCCUGCACCUUGGUGAUGGCACAAAGGGACUGUUUUCUUCCUCGUGGUCUGAAUGACUGCCAAGAAGGAAGGCGAAGAUAGAGCACCUGGCUCGCUGGUCUCCCCGUGGCUCCUGAUCUCAGACCUGUUUUGGGCCCAAGAACAAAGCUCCUAAACAAAUGCUUUUGAGUCAUGAAUGAAAAAUCGUGCUCUUUCCAGAACGAGGAGGAAUUAAGUGAUGAACAGGUUGAAAGGGUGUCUGCCGAGUACUCUCCAUCAUGGCAUAAGGACAACAGUGCUCUGAAGGCUUUCCGAGGAAUUCCUAUCUCAGAGUUGAAGAACCAGAGUAUUCUCCAGGCCCUGACAGCAGAAGCUAACGGAUGGGAGCCAGCUGGUGUGAAUACUGAGGUGCUCAGAGCCCAGGAGGAAUGGGAAGCGGUGGACACCAUCCAGCCAGAGACAGGGAGCCGGGCCCGCGCAGAGCAGCCUGGGCAGCUGGUCUCUUUCAGUGAGGCUCUGCAGCAUUUCCAGACAGUGGACCUCUCCUCCUUCAAGAAAAGAAUCCAGCCAACCGUUCGAAGGACCGGGCUCGCUGCCCUCCGGCACUGCCUCUUCGGGCCUCCAAAGCUCCACCAGGGCCUUCGGGAAGAAAGGGACUUGGUUCUGACCAUUGCUCAGUGUGGCCUGGAUAGCCAAGACCCAAUGCAUGGCCGAGUCCUGCAGACCAUCUACAAGAAGUUGACUGGCUCCAAGUUUGACUGCGCCCUGCACGGAGACCACUGGGAAGACCUGGGCUUUCAGGGAGCAAAUCCAGCCACAGACCUGAGAGGGGCAGGCUUCCUUGCCCUCCUGCAUCUACUGUACCUGGUGAUGGACUCAAAGACCUGGCUGAUGGCACAGGAGAUCUUCCGCCUGUCUCGGCAUCACAUCCAGCAGUUUCCGUUCUGUCUGAUGUCCGUGAACAUCACCCGCAUCGCCAUCCAGGCCCUGAGGGAGGAGUGUCUGUCCAGGGAGUGUAACCGGCAGCAGAAGGUCAUCCCCGUAGUGAACAGCUUCUACGCGGCCACUUUCCUCCGGCUCGCCCAUGUCUGGAGGACCCAGGAGAAGACCAUCUCAGACUCGGGCUUUGUCCUCAAAGACCUGGAAGUGUUGGCCAAGAAGAGCCCACGACGGCUGCUCAAGACCCUAGACAUCUACCUGGCUGGGGUGUCAAAGGGCCAGACCUCUUUGUUGGGGGCCCAGAAGUGCCCUGGGCCUCAAGCCCCUCACGCCAAGGACCUCACCUUCACAGGCGUGUGUGACCUGCAGGCUCACUCAGCCGAAGGCUCCGGGCUGAUCUGAUGCUGCCCCACCGCAGCGGAGCAACGGAAAGACUUGAAGGCUGGGCUGCGGGGGCUUUCAGAGCGGCGCGUGGCCAGCCCUGUCCAGCACACCCUGGGCCGGCAGGAGCCGUGAGGGCAGAGCCGCCUCUGGGGCGGGGAGAAUCUUGCCUCAGUGUCAGUGGGGCUGCCGGCUGCAGGGUUGGGUUCCAGGCUGAGGUGCACCAGCACUGUGUGCAUCCUCCACGUAGCCCCGCACAGAAAGGACUCAAGGCAUCCACAGUUCUGACUGGCAGCUGGGCAUUAGGUAGAAUGAGACAGGGAAGAGGGCCGUGGCAACAGCCAGCAGGGGGCAGCAUAGCCCAGGGCAAGGUGCUGAGAGCACCAGUGGGCGUGGGCCUUCCUCUCCGGCAGCCACAGGGCUGCAUCAGGGUCCCUCUGGGCCCUCAGGCCUCACACCUAUCCCACCUUGCUCUUUCUCAGGCCCCCACCCCCUCCAGUGCUUACCAUCUAGAAAUGGGCUUUCAGCUCCCGGGGGCUGCCCUGUCCUCAAGCCAGGAGCUGGGGCUUCCUCCCGUGGAGGCUAGGCACCGUGUCAGGAGGGCGUCUUUCCAGUGGGUGGAGGGAGGAGGAAGUCAGCACACCAGCACUUUUCCAAUAAAGAACUGUUCUCGUUUAAGGGUCACAAGUGUUUACCCUUGGCCCCUUUGUUCCAG